This is a messenger RNA of Thlaspi arvense, 2475 nucleotides long. The record is from the annotation of a GenBank genome assembly. Lineage: Eukaryota; Viridiplantae; Streptophyta; Magnoliopsida; Brassicales; Brassicaceae.
AUGGCGAGCACCGAUGCUCUCUUGCCAAUCUCAGCCAGAGAAGAAGACCCAUUGUUAUCCGACGGGUCAAGAUCCGACCCGAAUUCGGAAACACCUCUCCGGAGACGACCCUUUAAAGGUCUCCUCGCCGUCUCAUUUGGGCUAUUGUUUAUCGCCUUUUACGUCGCUCUUAUAGCCACACACGACGGAUCUAGAUCCGACGACGCUAAAAUCGAUGAAACAGAGACGACAAUGUCACGUGCCCGUCUCGCCGGCGUUUCGGAGAAAAGCAAUGAUCAGCUGUGGAAACUUUCCGGUGAUCGGAACGCGGCGGCGUUCGCGUGGAACAACAGUAUGUUGUCGUGGCAACGAACGGCGUUCCACUUUCAGCCUGAGCAGAAUUGGAUGAACGGUCCACUGUUCUACAAGGGAUGGUACCACUUCUUCUACCAAUAUAACCCAAACGCAGCCGUAUGGGGUGACAUUGUUUGGGGUCAUUCGGUGUCUAAGGACCUGAUCCAUUGGGUCCACUUGCCCUUAGCCAUGGUUGCUGACCAAUGGUACGACGCCAAUGGUGUCUGGACCGGCUCAGCCACAAUCCUCCCCGAUGGCUCUAUCGUCAUGCUUUACACCGGUUCUACCGACAAAUCUGUACAGGUCCAAAACCUUGCCUACCCUGAGGACCCCAACGACCCUCUUCUGUUGAAAUGGGUCAAGUUCUCGGGCAAUCCGGUUCUCGUGCCUCCUCCGGGUAUUCUCCCAAAGGACUUCCGUGACCCGACAACUGCGUGGAAGACAUCAGCCGGAAAAUGGCGGAUCACAAUUGGUUCCAAGAUCAACAGAACCGGAAUCUCCCUCGUGUACGACACGACCGACUUCAAGACGUUCGAGAAACUGGACACAUUGUUGCACCGAGUUCCAAACACCGGGAUGUGGGAGUGCGUUGACUUUUAUCCGGUGUCUAAGACCGCUGUCAAUGGGCUCGACACAUCCGUCAACGGACCGGAUGUGAAGCACAUCGUGAAGGCUAGCAUGGACGACACCAGGAUUGACCAUUAUGCCGUAGGAACGUAUUUCGAUUCGAACGGGACAUGGAUCCCGGAUGAUCCUACUAUUGAUGUCGGGAUUAGUACUAGUUUAAGAUAUGAUUACGGAAAGUUCUAUGCAUCAAAGACGUUUUACGACCAGAACAAGGGUCGAAGAAUCUUGUGGGGGUGGAUUGGCGAAUCUGAUAGUGAGUAUGCUGAUGUACAAAAGGGCUGGUCUUCUCUUCAGGGUAUUCCAAGAACUGUUGUCCUCGACACAAAGACAGGGAAGAAUUUGGUUCAAUGGCCAGUGGAAGAAAUCAAAUCUCUUAGAUUAAGCAGCAAAAAGUUCGAUAUCGAAGUCGGUCCCGGGUCAGUGGUACCGGUUGAUGUCGGUUCGGCGGCUCAGCUAGACAUCGAAGCAGAAUUCGAGAUCAAGAAAGAAUCUCUCGACAAAAUCCUCGGAGACGCUUCGGUAAUGGCCGAGGCUGAGGAAUUUAGCUGCCAGACUAAUGGAGGCUCCACCGUCCGUGGUGCUUUAGGACCGUUCGGAUUUUUGGUUCUGACCGAUGAUAAGUUGUCGGAGCAAACUCCGGUUUACUUCUAUGUGGCUAAGGGAAAAGAUUCAAAGCUCAAAACUUUCUUCUGCACAGACACCUCAAGGUCAUCUUUUGCAAACGAUGUAGUUAAACCGAUAUACGGUAGUUCCGUACCGGUUCUAAAAGGGGAGAAAUUGACCAUGAGAAUUUUGGUGGAUCAUUCGAUAGUAGAAGCAUUCGGACAAGGCGGAAGAACAUGUAUAACCUCAAGGGUGUAUCCGACAAAAGCCAUCUAUGGAGCGACGAAGCUUUUCUUGUUCAACAAUGCUAUUGAUGCGGCUGUUACGGCGUCGUUUAAAGUCUGGCAAAUGAACAGUGCUUUUAUUCAUCCUUACUCUGAGGAUGCUGUCCCGACGUCAAUUGAUGAAAUUCCCCCGAACGCUGUUCGCCGGAAAAUAGACUCUAACUGGAGAGGCGGGUUUAGCCUCGGCGUAGAUUUAGGGUUAUCUCGGACUGGAAUCGCUAUUAGUAAAGGCUACACCGUUCGACCUCUCACGGUUUUGAAAUCGAGAGGACAAAAGCUCGAGACCCGGCUAUUGGAAAUUGCAGAAGAAGAGGAGGUUGAUGAAUUCAUAAUUGGGUUGCCGAGAUCUUCUGAUGGGAAAGAGACGAUUCAGUCGAACAAAGUUCGUUCUGUUGCCGGACGUCUUGCAGUCCAAGCCGCCGAGAGGGGACUCAAAAAGAGUGAAAGGCAGAACAGAGAAGAUGCAUACGCUGCUGUGAUAUUGUUGGAGAGGUACUUCUCUACACAAGGUUUAGGAACCGAGAUCAUACUUCCCAAGAGUUUAGACCUUCAAGAGAAGAUCAAGAAGGGUGCAUUUGUAGACCCUGACUUUUUCCCAGAAAAGCUUGAAGAGAAUUACACAUUCUAA